This is a messenger RNA of Macrosiphum euphorbiae (potato aphid), 435 nucleotides long. The record is from the annotation of a GenBank genome assembly. NCBI's taxonomy places the organism in Eukaryota, Metazoa, Arthropoda, Insecta, Hemiptera, Aphididae.
AUGAGCCCAACAUUAAAUGCUGCAGCAUUUUCCAAGUAUUACAAUGACUGUCCAUCUUUGAAUAUACAGGGAUUCACAUAUCUAGUUGAAGAACUCAUCCUUGAAGACAUUUAUACAUUAAAUAGGUUUAGAUAUUUUCCUCAAAAACCAACACAAAGAUCUUGCAAAAUUAAACCUGGUGAUUCAUUCACUGAAUUUGUAAUUCCUUAUGUGAACGAAAUGAAGAGAUUCAAAGAAUAUCCUUUUGCAAUAUUGAAUUGGUUGGAAAAUCCAUUGUCUAAAGAUACAGAUGACAAAUUGGUUUUAGAACUCAUAUAUUACAUUUGUAAUAAUAAAGAUGAUGGUGCAAUACUUGUGUUUCUUUCUGGAUGGGAUCAAAUAUCAAAACUGACUAAAAUUUUAAAAGAUAAAGGCUUUGGAAAUACAUCUCGGUAA